GCGGAGACGUUCAGGGUUGCUGGGGAAAAGAAAGUGAAAGAAUAAAUGUGAUUUCAGAGUUUAGACCCAGGGCCGUCGAGGAGGUUACUUUCACUAUGUCUUCAGACGAGGAUUUCUCUCUGGUUAUGGACCCAUCCAAAUCCACCUUGGAGGAGAUCAAGGCUUCAAUCGCCAACUUCAAGAAAAAACAUGAGCAGCUUCUCCAGGAGCAGAAGGAGUUGGUCGCCAGCAGAGAUGACCAGCAGGAAAUGGUUGAGAAGUUCAGGCAGCGCAUCGACAAACUGACCCAGAGUGAGGAAGAGGACCAGAACACCUACAAGGAGAACAUUGCAAAGGAGAAGGCGAAGCUGAACUUGCUCAAGCAGGAGGAUCCAGAACUGAUGAGGAAGAUUGAUAAAGUAAAGGCAAUCUUGAAGGAGGAAGAGGCCCAAAACCGCCAUCUGAAACAGCAGACUGACGUGUUCACUGCUGUACCAGAGAGGAAGGUUGUAUUCAUGGGGUCGACAGGAAAUGCAGUCGACACACAAACGUUUGAAAUGGAACCUAGUAUAUUUUACCCGAUGGAGGAGGGAACGGCACUGAUUACAUUUGAGGAAGAAGUAGUGGCCGGGAAGAUCCUGGAAAUGAAGAAGCAUAAGGUGGAUCUGGGAGCAGAAUGCAGCAUCACUGUGGAGGCCAGACCAGUUCAGCUGAUGGUGCCCAGGCUGGUGGAGAUAGACUCUGACGUGUGUCCUCAGCGCGUAUUAAUCUCUAACCUGCCAAAGAUGGACAGCGAAACUCUGCUGAGCAAGCUGGAGAUCCACUUCUCAAAGAGUAGAAACGGAGGCGGAGAGGUGGACUACUGUGAAAUGAUGUUUGACUCUUGGACUGUGGUAGUCACCUUCGUGGGGAGCAGCAUUGCCAAACGUUUGACAGAUACAGAGUACCAUGAAGUGGAGCUACAACAGAAGAAGCACAAAGUGCGGGUGACUCCUUUUCUCAACGGAAAUAUUACAAACCUACAGACCAAGAUGUCGGUGUGUCCUCGGACGGUCCUGCUGACAGGAAUCCCUGAAGUCAUGGAGCAAGAGACCCUGCAGGAUCUGCUUGAAAUCCACUUCCAGAAGAGCGCCAAUGGUGGAGGAGAGAUCGAAGCCUUCCUCUACAACCCACUGGGUCAGCACGCCUCGGCCCUCUUUGGGGGCAUGUCCCAAACUGGAGAGAAGGAUUAGACUGUAGAUUCAUCACUGUUGCUCAAAAGAAAAAACCCUCUCAGGUUCAGGGUGAGAUUGGAUCCACCCUGCCAAAAAAAAAUCUGUUUUAGUCCUAUUUUUAGUUACCUUCUGUGAUACAAGACAGUAUAAUUUAGUACAAAGUAAUUCACUUCUUAUUUUGGGAUGUUUUAUGGCAUCAAUUAAACGUCAUCUUUCAUUUUGUCUAGAACAAAAUCUCUGAUGUCUGUUACUAUCAAUUCUAAGAAUUAUAAAACUUUAACCUGGGUAUUUUCUGUGUAGUUAUUUAAAAAUGUAUAUUAAUGGGACGUAGUAGUACUACAGUGUAACUACAAUUGGGCAAUGACCACAUUAAUCAACAAGAAAUCUGUACUUUCAUCAUGUAAAUCUAUGGCAAAUCUGUUUUAUUGUAUAAAAAUGUUUGUAACACAUUAUUACAUUGUCUCUCAGUGCAAUUAAACUGCUGUAUGAAAUCAUGA
Molecule: messenger RNA, 1690 nt
Organism: Morone saxatilis (striped sea-bass)
Lineage: Eukaryota; Metazoa; Chordata; Actinopteri; Moronidae
Gene: ifi35
Product: interferon-induced protein 35
Exons: 10
Coding region: 96-1211 (371 amino acids)
Cellular component (GO): nucleus
Source: RefSeq, a predicted model, not a curated record